Colletes gigas is the source of this 3496-nucleotide messenger RNA. RefSeq lists its product as uncharacterized. The transcript has 8 exons. NCBI's taxonomy places the organism in Eukaryota, Metazoa, Arthropoda, Insecta, Hymenoptera, Colletidae. The coding region runs from base 526 to 1059 and encodes 177 amino acids. The record is from RefSeq and is a predicted model, not a curated record.
UUCGUUCGGCGAGGGUUAUCGUCUUCGGUGGUGAAUUCUCUUUAUUGCGAGUGACGGAUCGUCAACCCGUUCGUCAUUCGUCGAUCAGCUGAUCCCUGGCUGAUGUUCCGCUGGCAACUACCUCGUCGUCGAAACAAUCAACGACCAAACUCGACCAACCCCUCGGUUUUCCAGCUCAGCGGACGAGAAUCAGGAAGUGGCUGCGUGAAACAACACGAUUCAGGGUAAAAACACAAGGGAAGCGAGGAGCGCUAGGACUGACGGGGGAGAGUGAUUGAAUAACCGAAGAAACUUAAACACAAUUUCUGGGUCAAGGAUUGCUGUUCGUUGGGAUCCGCACAGUAAAUACGCGUCACAGCAAUCAUAAGUUGUUCGAAGAACAUCGGGCAUCGGAACGAUGUGAGAGGACUAUAUGGGUGAACACCAAACGGACAAGGAAGAUUCGACGAAAUCACGAACACGUGGCGAGACGUGAAGCGGGCGUUGAGCCUGCUGUGCGUGAAAAAAUUCUCCGGAAGCGGAACGAUGCUGGAAGCGCCGCCCGGAAGUCGCGAGGACCUCGUGGAAGCAGCGAGAACACCAUGUACGCCCACAGAUCUGGACACGAUGCUAUAUGGAUACACGAACAACAUAUAUGUGCUGGACCACACUCCUGAAUCAUUACCGGACAUGGACAUGCUGCAACUGUUCGCCUCGCCAGCCGGUCGAGCGUUGCUGACCAGUGACAAUCGGCCAAGAAGAUCGACGUCGACCUCCUCCUUGUCUCGAGAGUCCUCUUCGAGGCUGAAGAGCGGCAGAAGACCAUCGGGUAGCGGCAUAGUCAGUGCACCGACCUCGCCGCCGAGGCAACGCAAGUCGAGCGCGGAACUGUACAAAGAGGCCGUCGAGAUCCUCGGUCUCACCUGUUCGUUGACUGACAGCUGCCGAUGCAUCGACUGCCAGAGCAACUAUUUCGACUGCGACGACGAUUGCGGCGACGCGAGAACGGAAUUGGCUGCGGGCACUCCGAUUCUGCUGGACCACGCUCUGUCGCAUCCGUUGACAUGUUCCAUACAGUAGCAGCCAACCGUUGCGUAAACAUUCCGGAAUCGGCCCUCCGUUAGUCCACUUUGCUACAUCGGGAACCCAACGGUGAUCCAAACGUCGAAGAUCCAUCGCGCGGUCGUUGGAUCCGUUACGGAGCGGGCACGAGGAUCACGUGAACCGCGAGUCGAAGACGAAUCGAAUCGACAAGGAACUUAACGAAGAACAUUCCCUCGCUUACGGAGUACGGGGUCGCAUGGCCGCAAACUUCGCCCAACGAACACGAAACGUCGAGAACUUGCACGAAGCUCUCGAUUCACGCUUCUCCGGCGAGCACUCGUGCGUCCUCUUCCGAUCUUAAUUGUAUUAAUUACGUUCUCGUCUUUAAGUAAACUCUGCUCGAUUCGUGUAAUCUUGCGUACCCCGGAACAGGGGAGGGUUGACCCAAAUAUGGACCACUUUGAACAAUUUUUCAAAUCGUGACAUUUUUACGAAAUAAAUCGACAACAUCCUUGGCAAACUGUUCGUAACAGAUUUAUCAGAUAUUACGGCGGAAAAUGAAAUUUCCCUCGAGUAAAUUUCGACCACGAUUUAUUUCGAAGAACAAAGAAUUUGUCAUUGAGUCGUAAUUGAGAGAUUGGUUGCUUAAAUCGUUGCGUGUCUUAUGAUUCCAAUUGCACAAAGUAUAUGCGAAUUAUUAAGAAUAUUUUAAUAGGUACAAAUAUCGUACAGUUUCGUACGAAUUGUAUCGCCAGCUUCGUAUUCGGUCCAAUGGAAAAACAGUUUUUUCGAUCGUGACAUUUUUACGAAAUAAAUCGACAACAUCCUUGGCAAACUGUUCGUAACAGAUUUAUCAGAUAUUACGGCGGAAAAUGAAAUUUCCCUGGAGUAAAUUUCGACUACGAUUUAUUUCGAAGAACAAAGAAUUUGUCAUUGAGUCGUAAUUGAGGGAUUGGUUGCUUAAAUGGGGCCGUAUCGUUGUGGAUGAAAUAUUGAGUUUUGUAUUAUAACUUGUUAUGUGUCUUGUGAUUCCUAUUGCACGAAGUAUAUGCAAAUUAUUAAGAAUAUUUUAAUGGGUUCAUAUCCAGUCCAACGUAAAUAAACAAUUUAAUUUUUGCAUCCUUACCUCUUUACUCCUCUCCCUUUUAACGCACAGGACACAGAAAUACUUGAAACACCGAAAUUCGUUAAGAAAUAUCGAGAAAGAAUUGAAAUAAAAAAUAAUGCCUAAUGGAGGUCCUAUUUGAACAACCAAGGUUCGAUUUAACUACAAAAAAAUGUGUCACUUAUAUGUUAUAAAAUUACCACGUAUAUUAUAAUUAUAUAAAAUAUCAAAUUAUCUUCUAUAAUUGCGAAAUUCAUGCAAAUUGAAUUUCACCAAGUAAAAUCGACCACCGUAAUAUCGUAAGUGGUAUCAAUUAAUUUAAACAAUCGACGCGGUCCAAACACGACAACCUUCCCCUAUUCGCUUGCAAGGUACGACGCUGGUAAUUUUUUAAACGAACACACGAUAAUCGAGAAAAGUGCUUCCUGUGUUGGUUUCGAACCUGAACGAAAUAACGAAACGUAAGCUGUAAGACUUUUUCUAUUCGAGUUGUUUUUUAAUUGCAAACCCGAUCGUCACCCGAGCAAAUUUACAAGGCGCGAUGUGUCCCGAUCACGACAAAAGUCGAAGCAGCUUUCGAUUAUUACGCGAUUCAUUCGUUCCCCUAACGCGAAAGAAGAAAUUGUUUCAACGAUAGUAACGAAUGUAAUUUACGGACAAUAUUAACGGAAUAAGUCAUAACGCGAUCGUUGUCAUCGUCGUUGUUUUCUCUUUUUGUAUAAAGCUGGAACCAUUUUCCAUAGGACUCUGUCCGCGAACGACACGCGAAACUCGACGUUCGAUGAGAAGGGAGAUUAUAAAUCGACCGACGUUCGCUGUUUCGCGUUCUCAUCGGAUGUUUCUACGCCGUCAUCGUUACGCGGAGGAUUCAUCGUUCACACGCAUCGCGAUAACAAAUUUCGGGCGGAACGAUUGGUGGUCGCGAUUACGCGCGACACCGCGGCGUAAAGAGAUAAUACGCUCGCCAUGGCUCAAAAUCGGACGAAUUUAUCGACGCGAAACGACACACGCCAAAAGAAAACGCGCCAAAUUUCUAAACAUUUAAUUAACGAUAACGAUAAUAAUAAUAUUAUACGAUAACCCUAAUUAAUAAUUUCGAUCUAGCGGGAAAAGCGUAACGCGAAUUACGACGUUUAACUAGAUAACAAUUUAAAUGGUUUUGUCGACGUACACGAUGUGAAGAUUAUACAUAUAUAUUAUAUAUAUUAUAUACAUACGUGUAUGCAUACACAUUAUAUUUACUACACGUUUUAUUAUCAUUACACUUACUCGAUUAAGUCCAGUAAUGUACGUUGUUGAACGUUAUGAGCUCGUGGAAAAAAGAAAAUAUUGAAAACGGAGGAAGAAAAAUGAACGGAGGGGAGAACU